Molecule: messenger RNA, 1683 nt
Organism: Candoia aspera
Lineage: Eukaryota; Metazoa; Chordata; Lepidosauria; Squamata; Candoiidae
Product: leukocyte elastase inhibitor-like
Exons: 8
Coding region: 166-1422 (418 amino acids)
Molecular function (GO): serine-type endopeptidase inhibitor activity
Source: RefSeq, a predicted model, not a curated record
GACUUGCCCUUACCUUGGAGCAGAUGAGCUAAGUUCUUGUUUUGGGUACAUUUCCAUUUGUCCCUUAUCUUGAACAGAUCACUUCCCCAUGACUAUGGGGCUGACUGGAGCCACUAGCCUCUGCCGGGAGGAUGGGCCAAUUUGGAUAGCCCAUCUCAGGUUUAAAUGGUGAUGGAGGCACUGAGUGCAGCAAACACUAGCUUUGCCGUUGAUUUUUUCAAACAUUUAUGCAAGAAUCAAAGCAACAAAAAUGUACUGUUUUCACCAUGGAGUAUUUCAUCGCUUAUGGCCACUCUCUACCUUGGGGCCAAAGGCCACACUGCACAGCAGAUAACAGAGGCGUUUCACUUUAAUAAAGCUGAGGGAACUGAGACUGCCUAUCCCCUGAGGCACCCACGAGUAUAUUCCAAAAUGGAGGAGCUUUUGAAAAACUCAUGCAUCUCACUUCAAAAGACCUCCCCUAAAACACAAAGUAACAUCCAUUCAAGAUUCCAAGCCCUUAAUCAAGAAAUCAACCAACCCACAAAAAAAUAUCUGCUAAGAAGUAUCAAUCAACUAUAUGGAGAUGGAUCAGUGUCUUUUCAAAGAGAAUUCUCAGAAUCAAUGAAGAAAUACUAUAAUGUAGAGCCACAAACAGUAAACUUCAAAGAAACUGCAGAAGCAGCAAGAAAAGAGAUCAAUUCAUGGGUUGAACACCAGACAGCAGGUAAAAUUCAUAACCUGUUGAAUGAGGGAUCUAUAAAUCCUCUUACCGAGCUGAUCCUGGUGAAUGUACUAUACUUCAAAGGCAACUGGUCAAACACCUUUAAGAAAGAGGACACCACGGAACAACCUUUCAGGUUGGACAAGAACACAAGUAGGCCAGUAAUGAUGAUGUUCCAGCAUGACAAAUUUAACUGGAAGUACAUAAAUGAAGUACAGGCCCAGAUUCUUGAGCUCAAGUAUGUUGGUAAUGACCUCAGCAUGUUUAUACUACUUCCUGAUGACAUCAGUGAUGACAGCACUGGCUUGGAAAUGCUGGAAAACAAAUUAACUUAUGAGGCCUUCUCCAAAUGGAGUAGCCCUGAAGAUAUGGAAGAAGUUGAAGCAAAUGUUUAUCUCCCUAAGAUGCAAUUAACCAUCCACUAUGAACUGAAGUCACUGCUGAGCGACAUGGGAAUAACAGAUGCCUUCAGCAUAGAAAAAGCUGAUUUCACCGGGAUGUCUGCAAAAAGCAAUCUGGGUGUGUCCCAAAUUUUUCAUAAGUGCUUUGUUGACAUCAAUGAAGAAGGAACAGAAGCGGCUGCUUCAACUGCUGCUACUAUAGAUGGCCGAAGUGACCAAGAUGCAAUUUUAUUUGCAGCUGAUCACCCAUUCCUUUUUUUCAUCCGGCACAACAAAACUAAAUGCAUCCUUUUUUGGGGGAGGUUCUGUUCCCCCUGAAAGAUUUCGACCUGAUCUUAGCAAAUAGAAAGUAAGUUACAGCAGAAGCAAUGGGCAAAACCCAGGCAAUAUUUUGUCAGCUAUGUCUAAAUAUGGUGGGUUCUUUUCAUUUUCCGGCAUCUUUAGAAACUGUAGCAUAUGGCUACUGCUGAUAUCUCAGAAAAAAGUCAAGUCAUGGUCACUGGUUCUCCCAAGGAAGCAUCUAAAACCACAAGCAAAAGUUUGUUUUUUAUUAUGUCUUUUUUGUAAACUGAGUUUUAA